CCCAGAUGCAGCCGGCGAAGCUCCCUGCAGCACUGCAUUGGCUUGCUGCUCCAGCAUGACAUCAGGAGCGGGGAGCCAGGGCGCAGGCGCAGGCGCCGGCGGCGGGGCGGGGGCGAGAAGAUACAGGAGGCAGAGCGCGGCGCUCGCCAGCAUCCCCAUCGCUUCGGAGCGACUCCGGUGUGUCCCGGCCCCGCCCGGCCGCCCCCUCCGACGGCCAGUGAGCCCAGGGACCCCCUCCUGCCCCACGCCCGGCACCAUGUCUGCGGGAGGAGACUUCGGGAACCCCCUGCGGAAAUUCAAGCUGGUUUUUCUGGGGGAGCAGAGCGUUGGGAAGACGUCCCUUAUCACAAGGUUCAUGUACGACAGUUUUGACAACACAUAUCAGGCUACAAUCGGAAUUGACUUCUUAUCAAAAACCAUGUACUUGGAAGAUCGGACAGUCCGAUUGCAGCUCUGGGACACGGCGGGCCAGGAGAGGUUCCGAAGCCUGAUCCCCAGCUACAUUCGUGACUCCACAGUGGCCGUGGUUGUCUAUGAUAUCACAAAUCUUAACUCCUUCCAGCAAACAUCCAAAUGGAUUGAUGAUGUCAGGACAGAAAGAGGAAGUGAUGUCAUCAUUAUGCUAGUGGGCAACAAGACAGACCUCGCAGACAAGAGGCAGAUAACAAUUGAAGAGGGAGAACAGAGAGCCAAAGAACUGAGUGUCAUGUUUAUCGAGACCAGUGCAAAGACAGGCUACAAUGUAAAACAGCUGUUCCGACGUGUCGCCUCCGCACUGCCCGGCAUGGAGAGCAUUCAAGAGAAGAGCAAAGAAGGAAAUGCUGAUUGCCUGGGAGGAAGAUUGAAGCAGGCUUUCUAAUGCUACAGGGCCAAGACAUCUGGGGUUGCACCUGCCAGCAGGGAUGCAUGGCCAAGACAGCUGGGGUAUGCACUGAUUCAGCAUGUCCCCCAGGUAGCCGCUGUGAGCAGGGCUCCUGUGGAGAUCCUAGUGGAUUUACAGCUCCUCCAAAGCAGCAG
Messenger RNA from Mauremys reevesii (Reeves's turtle), 1017 nucleotides. It is a transcript of the gene RAB6B, whose product is annotated as RAB6B, member RAS oncogene family. Bases 56 to 859 code for a protein of 267 amino acids. Lineage: Eukaryota; Metazoa; Chordata; Testudines; Geoemydidae. The record is from RefSeq and is a predicted model, not a curated record. The transcript has 8 exons. Gene Ontology annotation, molecular function: GTPase activity; GTP binding.